AUGGAUAACUUAAAUAGCAUAAAAUACAUAACUAAAGAACUACGAAAAGAUUCUAAUACUUUGAAGAAUCGUCUACAGUCAAUAAUAUAUGAUUAUCAUUUUACUCGGAAUAUCUGGGAUUUAUAUAAUCUUCCCUUAAUUCCCAAUGAAAGAUGUGGAUUAUGGUAUUUACCUGAAGAAGAGUACAAUACAACUAGUUAUUUCAAAUCAACCGAUGGUCACACCAAUGAAUGGAAAUUUCUGUUUCGAAGAUUGAAUUUACAUUUACUUCCCAUAAUUGAAGAGAACUUUGGUGUCAUUAUUGUGGAUUCCACGAGAAAGGGGAAAAUAAUGCCAGAUGCUUUAACUAAAACCAUACCUAUUUGGUGUGCGGUCCUUAAUUACAUCAAGUUUGAAGGUGAAGUGAUUGAUUCCGAUAUGGAAGUGUUAUUGGAAGAUCAUUGGGUAAAGGUUCCUUCCAUAAUUCCUGAGAGUGAAAAGUUUGAAAUUAUCAAGAAGAUUCCUGGAUUUGUAGAUGAGGUAAAACGAUUGAAUUUAUUUACAAAAGAAUCAUUGGGCUUUUCAAAGCCUUUGAUACCUUACUGGGUAUAUCCUGGUAAAACAACGAUUCCAGAACACACCAACCAUCGUCAAAUUAUAUGUCUUACUACUUCAAGUUCGAAGUUGAGUACCGUCACUUUGAGAGAUGAUGAUGAGAUAGUAAGUUGGCCAUAUAUUCAAGGAGCUGCAGAUGAUCAUGAACUUUGGGUGACUCCGGACAUUUGUGAUGGCAAGCUUGAUGCCAAAAUGUUUUGGAAAUUUUUACCGUCAGUGAUUGACAAUACAUUCAUAUCCAUCAGUAAUGAACAAUUGAUUUCUCAAUUGAAUAAUCUUUAUGAAACCAACAAGACAACUCAGAUUUCCAAAAUAGAAUUAAUUCCCAUCAAAAAUACAGGAAUUUAUUUUGGAAUGAUUGAAAGUGACAUGAAAUUCAACUUAGAUGUUGAUAUCGAUAAUCUUGUUCUUUUGAGUACUAAAACCAUUUCUGAUAUUCCCAAACCAAUUUCCCUUCAUCAUUACAAAAUUGAACUGAACAAAAAAGGUUCAAAGCAAUUAAGAGAGAUCAUACCGAAAUUAAUACCCCUAUUAAAUACCAAGACAGCGAUUUUGUGUGAUACAGGUAAAGAUUUGAGCGUAGCCAUAGUUCUUAUCUUAUUAUGUCAAAACUUCACCAUCGAAAUGCAACCAAUUGAAAACCAAAAACCCAACAAGGAUUUAAUUAAACAAUUUCUAAACGAAAUCAAUCAUAUCAAACCAGUCAACCCCAGUAGAAAUACCUUACAAAGUGUAAAUAGUUACUUGAUGUAA
Yamadazyma jaroonii is the source of this 1347-nucleotide messenger RNA. The record is from the annotation of a GenBank genome assembly. NCBI's taxonomy places the organism in Eukaryota, Fungi, Ascomycota, Pichiomycetes, Serinales, Debaryomycetaceae.